AUGUUGGCUGUCACCAGUCACAUCCUUUUCCAUGUGCCAUAUCACAGCUUCCAUGAGAAUCUGCUCUAUGAUCUUGCCAGGAACCAAGAACUAGGUCAUGUGCUUGCCACAGGUGCACUGACAGAGGCAGAAGACAUGCUAUUAGAUCACCUGGUGAUCAAAAAAAAAAUUCUCGAAGGACUUCUUUCAAAGAAGUCACAACAGAAAUAAAAAAUGACCCCAUUAAAUUACAGGAAAAGGUUGUUUGUUCUGUCAAAAACAAACAUUUCUUAUGAAUAUGACAAAGGGAGAAAAGGAAGCAAGAGGGGAUCAAUUGAGAUUGAGAAAAUCCAAUGUGCUGAGACAGUGAAUCUUGAGGAAUCAACAACACCUCCUGCAAGACAUCCUUUUCAGGUUAACCAUGAAAUUUGUUUAAUUAGACUAAAAGUGCCAAUGAAAAAAACUUCAACAAAGUUGAAGCUGGCUGAACAUAAGCCAGCAGUGUGUCCAGGUGGCCAGAAGGCCAAUGGCAUCCCAGCCUGUAUCAGCGAUAGUGUGGCCAGCAGGAGCAGGGAGUGUCUGUCCCCCUGUACUGGGCACGGAUCUGCAAACAAGAUAGCCUCAAGAGGUAAAGCAUUACUUAAAUUCCUGCUUUUUUUCUUUCAUUCUUCCUUUCUUCUGGAUGGGAUUCUGUGUUGUACAACUGGGUCUGUGAAACCACUGCCUCCAGUCCUUCCAACUCUUGUAGGUGAAAAUUGUGGAAGCGUGCCCCGGAGACUAUCACCAGAGAAAUCAGUCCUGAAUGUUGCUGUGGCCCAAGGCAACUACAAACCUGAAGGUAAUUCAGCUAUCCAGCUUGUCAGAAGCAAUAAGUACUGUGUAUCACAAGAAAAAUAUUCUGACUGGUGGAAAAUAAUGGAUUGGGAAGGGAAUAGAGGAUUUGUAUCGAGCACUUACUUGAGAAAGCUGUCUCUGAAUGAUGAUAAGCCCAGGGAAAACUCCAGUGUCAGCAAAGAGACACUGGCAGAAGAGCAGAGUAUUGCUAAGCCUAACCCUGAGCACCAGUAUUACCUUGCUGAAAAUUACUGCUUUGAAUCAAUUCCCAAACUUAUACACUACCAUCAGCACAAUUUCACUGGCUAUCCUAUAUACUCUUUCUACUUGAUUGGUUUUGGCUUAGGCAUCUGGCCUUCUCAGCAUUAUGGUGAAUCUCUUCCAAUACUGAGCACUCCAAAUAUUGAGCUAUUCUUUUUGAGAGCUGCUAGGAACAGUUUGGUUGACAGCAAACUUACUGUGAAAGUAUCUGACUUUAGGAUGACUAGGUAUGUUCUGGAUGUUCUGUAUAUAAGUUCUCUAGGAACCAAGUUUCCAGUGUAGUGGUCAGCACAAGAAGUUUUUAAUUACACCAAGCUGAACAACAGGUCAGAUGUAUGGGCCUUUGGUAUCUUAAUGUGGGAGAUGUUCACUUUGGGAAAGUAGCCCUGUGAGCUUUAAUGUAGUAUGCCAGUUACUGAGAAAGUUUCUCAUGGAUACAGAUUUUAUAGAGCACAACAGGUUUCAAACACCACCUACUAGAUAAUGGACAAAUGCUGGCAUGAACUACCAGAAAAGCGCCCUGCCUUUUAUCAGCUCUUACCAUUUUUUGAGGCAUUGACAGAAGGCAACAGAGCUUGA
Messenger RNA from Myiozetetes cayanensis, 1653 nucleotides. It is a transcript of the gene BMX, whose product is annotated as BMX non-receptor tyrosine kinase. Gene Ontology annotation, molecular function: non-membrane spanning protein tyrosine kinase activity; ATP binding; protein binding. Gene Ontology annotation, biological process: adaptive immune response; B cell receptor signaling pathway; peptidyl-tyrosine autophosphorylation. The record is from RefSeq and is a predicted model, not a curated record. Lineage: Eukaryota; Metazoa; Chordata; Aves; Passeriformes; Tyrannidae.